Pungitius pungitius (ninespine stickleback) is the source of this 2186-nucleotide messenger RNA. It is a transcript of the gene poglut1, whose product is annotated as protein O-glucosyltransferase 1. The record is from RefSeq and is a predicted model, not a curated record. Gene Ontology annotation, molecular function: UDP-glucosyltransferase activity; UDP-xylosyltransferase activity. The transcript is spliced from 11 exons. Gene Ontology annotation, cellular component: endomembrane system. Lineage: Eukaryota; Metazoa; Chordata; Actinopteri; Perciformes; Gasterosteidae. Bases 48 to 1214 code for a protein of 388 amino acids. Gene Ontology annotation, biological process: positive regulation of Notch signaling pathway; protein O-linked glycosylation.
GGCAUUGUUUCUCCUCCCCAGACAGAGCUGGAGGAUAGAAGGAAAAAAUGGAGCGGUCUUUGCUGUGGAGGUUUUUAAUACUCUUGCAGCUUUAUGUUUUCGGUUUUGUCCCCGCGUCAGGUCAACAGUGGAAGGAAAUUAGAGACAAGAUAGCCAAUGCAGUUAACAGGCACACUCCGUGCAACCCUGUUAACUGCAGUUGCCAUUUGAGUGUCCUACGAGACGACCUGCGGCCCUUUAAAGGGAGAAUCUCUGAGGAUGUCAUGGCUACGACCGUCCAGAGAGGGGUGGGCACCCACUACCAGAUCAUCGGUCACAAGCUGUACAGGGAACACAACUGCAUGUUCCCCGCCAGGUGCAGCGGGGUGGAGCAUUUCAUCCUGGAGGUGAUCGACAGGUUGCCCGACUUGGAAAUGGUGGUAAAUGUGAGAGAUUACCCUCAAGUCCCCACCUGGGUGCAACCGACCCUGCCAGUCUUCUCUUUCAGUAAGACAGCGGACUACCAGGACAUCAUGUACCCAGCGUGGACGUUUUGGGAGGGAGGGCCCGCUGUGUGGCCCAUAUACCCCACUGGACUGGGAAGAUGGGAUUUGAUGAGGGAUGACCUAAAAAAAUCUUCAGCACGGUGGCCAUGGAAGCAGAAAGAGUCAAAAGGAUUCUUCAGAGGCUCCAGGACCAGUCCGGAGCGCGACCCUCUGAUCCUUCUGUCCAGAGAGGCUCCGGAGCUGGUGGACGCAGAGUACACCAAGAACCAGGCCUGGAAGUCGGAGAGGGACACACUGGGGAGUCCCCCGGCCAAAGAAAUCCCACUGGUAGAUCACUGCAAAUACAAGUAUUUGUUCAACUUCCGAGGCGUGGCGGCCAGCUUCCGCCUCAAACAUCUCUUCCUCUGCGGUUCUCUGGUGUUUCACGUGGGGGACGAGUGGCAGGAGUUUUUCUACCCCCAGCUGCAGCCGUGGGUGCACUACAUCCCGGUCAAGCAGGACCUCUCCGAUGUCCGGGAACUACUCCAGUUCGUCCAAGAGAACGAUGCUGUUGCGCUGGAGAUUGCCACAAGGGGUAAAGAAUUCAUUGUCGACCACCUGCGGAUGCAAGACGUGUCUUGCUACUGGGAGAGACUCCUCACAGAGUUUGGCCACCUUCUCGCCUACAAACCCAGGAGGAGGGAGAACUACAAACAGAUCGUCCACAGACCCAGCAAGACGGAACUAUGAGAGCUACAGCCGGCGGGACCGGGGGGGCUGUGGUGAACUCUAGAUGAUGAAUGUAAUCGCUGCACCACUGCGCCAUCAUUUCUCUUUUGAAGAAGCGCCAUGUGCCAGCUAACCGCUUUUCUUUUGUCUUCCCCCAAUGUAGCUAGUGUGAAGUUUAGUCAGUAUUUGUUUGUCAUAGUUGUACCUUAAUAUGUUUAAUGUGGAUGUUGGUGCACAGAUAUCAUAUUUUUACAAUCAAACACUUAAAAUGAUGCAGGCAUUACAAGCUAAGGUUGUGAUUCUACAUUUUACACUCCCACAACUGUGGAGCACAUAUAUCUUUAAAUUGAAAUACAUGAAGCGUGAUGCUUCCUGCUACUCAAAUAUCCACCAAGGAUGUACCAAUAAUAAUACUAGUUAUGACUGCUGCCAUAUUGUGACAUAUUUAAUGAAGUUGAAUGUAUUUCAAGGCAUUUCUAGAAACUGAUUGGGAUUCAUUUUUUGAAUAGAGAUAGAUAUACUUUUUUUACUCUACCCACGUUUGUUGAUCUAAAAGUCCACAUCUAACCUGGUCCUAUUAUUUGUAUUGUAAAGUGGCAUAAUAUUGAUUCUUAAUUGUAUUCCCUGUUUAGUACAGAGUUUGUUGAUGGUGAGGCGCUCCUCUCUGCUGGACAACCGAGGAAACUGCAGCCUUCAAGUGUCCCCACGACAUGUCGGGUGGAAACUACUUGUUUGCUGCAAUUAUGAGGUCAAUGUCUUCCGUAUGUUCAAUAACCAGUUAUUAAUAAGUACUUUCACUAAGUGCCAUUGGUAAGCAAUAAUGACAACAAGAAAACCAUUGCAAUAUGAUUUUUUUGUCUUUCUAAGAAAUACCGUUUGGAUCUUGCUAGAUGACGGAUAGCUGAUAUAUAGUUGAAUAUGUUGUAGUAUUCAUACUGUGUAUAUCAAUGGACUUUUAGAAUGGAUUUUUUUAAAGUCAAUAAACAUUUUGUU